UUUUAAUAAAUUAUAAGGUCAUCAAAGAAUUAAUAUUGAUGGAGCCGUUGUUCGUCCUUAAUUAAUUGACAUAUUUAAAUAGACAGAGACACUAGAGAUCGAGCUAGUGUCCCCAGUACCACUGCAUAUGCAUUUGGUCAUCAAAAAUUAAAACCAAGGUAACGACGAUGCUAGCCUUCUGAAAAGAGACGGGAUUUCCAUGGACAAUGCGUGCGGGUUUCCUCCCCACCCUGAUCCCUAAUUUCCUCGAGCCUUCGGCUGGGCAUGCAUGCUGCAUGGGAUAUAUAUAUAUAGUUAUUAAGUCAGUACCAGAGUACGUCUGCUGGGAAAAAAGCAAGUCUUUCAUGCAUUUAUAAGCGCCUCCAAGCUGCUAGCUGUACGUAAAAGUAAUGAAGCUGAUUCUACUUGUGACUGCGGUCUGUGUGGUACUAGUCCCUAUCUCCGCUUUGCUGACACCAUCUGCUUCUCUGCAAAUCCAGACCCAACCAUCUUAUGAAAAGGCAGCGAAUGAUCAAUUACUUGAUCAGCAUUCUCUGCGGCCAGUACUGCCAAGGAAGCUCAGACUUUCUGAGGCCGUAAAAGAAUAUGGAAGUCACGAUUUACAAUCACACAAUGAUAGACAAUUAGAAGGCCGAUACGUUAUUACAGGUAAGUCGUACGGUAAAGAGGAAGUUGAAAUGCAGCAUGGAAAACAAUAUUGGGCGGAGGGGGCAGAGUCACUAGACACGUCACAAAUUUUGACAAUGGAUUAUUCCCCCGUAAGAAAACGACGUCCUGUACAUAACAAGUCCAUGCCGGUUGGUCCAUGAAACAUGCAGGCGGCACUGAGCAGACAAUGCCAUGCAUAUUUAUAUAGUAUUUCAUUCCCGGCCGAGCUAAUUAAGAAAUACAUGACGAUGAUGCACCAACUUUUUGGAUGGAGUUUUGCAAAAGUACGUAUGUUUUUUCUAACCGGCCGCCGGGAAAUUAUGAAUACUGUCUUCUACAAUACUCCCUAGCUGCAUGCGGCGGACAUUGCGGAGCGAAACCCUAGGAUUUCUUAGAAACUGAGGACCCUACCGGAGCAUCAAAUUAAUGUGGGUCACAGACAGACGUACAUGGUCAUUGGCCGGUCAGCGUAAUCCUUAUAAGAAAACUGUUCAGUUUUAACUAAUUACUUUAUAUAAAAAAAAUGCU
Carya illinoinensis is the source of this 1176-nucleotide messenger RNA. Its product is annotated as protein GOLVEN 6. The transcript is spliced from 4 exons. The coding region runs from base 390 to 809 and encodes 139 amino acids. The record is from RefSeq and is a predicted model, not a curated record. Lineage: Eukaryota; Viridiplantae; Streptophyta; Magnoliopsida; Fagales; Juglandaceae.